AUGAUUACUGCCAUUUUGGAGAAGUUCCGUCCUAUUUUAUUAAAGCAAGGCCUCUGUCAAAGCAACUAUAAUCAAGCUAUUCUUGAAGAGUGGCACGAUAUGCUAAGUCAUACAGUAAACUUUCUUCAGUCAGAGAAGGCCAACUACAAGAAGACAUGGAGACUUUUGUUUAACUGCUCGUAUUCCUCCAAGUGGAAGAACAUUUUGCUUUUGGUCCAACUGUUGUUUUCUGUGCCAAUUUGCAAUGCAAAACUAGAACGCCUGUUUUCCAAACUCAAGAGAACAAAGAGUGAUGCAAGAUGUUCUUUAGGCGAAGAGAGGCUAACAAAUGUUCUUAGAAUUGAGGAGGAAGGUCCUCCCCUUGGUUCGUUUGAUGCUAGCCCUGUUGUUCAGAUGUGGCAAAGUCAGAAAGUUAGACGGCCAAAUCAGAAGAGAAGAAAGAAAUAUAGAGCUAGAAAAAAGAAAGUUAAAUAUUAUCACGUGUCUGAAAAAGAUGCCAAUUCUGAUGAUUCUGUUGAUGACAUCAAUGAUGUGAUUGAUACCACACCAGCACCACCAGCUUCAGAAUCUGACAAUGUGGAAGACAUGGAAGUUUCUAAUGAUGGUACAGAUUCAUCUGGUUCUGGCCGGACAGCUGCUUUACUUUUCAGUGACACUGACAGUGAAGCUAGUGAUUUUGUAGGUUUUUUGCCUGAAGACUUGUAGUUCAGUACUUUGUCUUUGAAACAGCGUUAUAACAUUAUUCAUUAUAGACAUAAUUGACAUUGUUUUGUGUACAUAUACAUGUAUAAAAUGAUUUUAACAAUUGCAUAUUCUGUAUCCUAUGUUUUUGGCAGACCGGUACAAUGACCAGUACAUUUUGUUUCAUGACAGGCACAAAUUCAUUGGUGCUGGUCAUUUUGACAGGCAGGUCCUCAAAAAUUAUUUCCAGGCUUGCCUGUAGCAGGUCAUAAUUCAGUGGCAGAUUCCCCACACCAAAGUACAGUACUUAGCUUAUUCUCCUUUUGAAAGAAGAUGUUAUUACAAAACAUAAAUGGUACAAGGCAAAACAACUGCAUAAUCCAAUGGUAACAUACUACGUAGCUUUGAAAUAUUCCCUGCCUCAGGGAGAGCCAAAUUGCAAGUGCCCCACUUUUGCCAGAGAGGAAUGGAUUUGACUGCUCACAUUCCGGUUUGAAAGGUCUUCUGUCAAUUUGAGGCUUCCGUAAAUUUGAGGUAUACUGAAAGGGUAUACUAAAUUGGUUCAUAUUAUGUUCAUUUAGGUGGAGAUUUGUUAUUCACGGUGGUAUCGAUGGGUAUUCUCGCAUGGUUGUGUAUUUGGGAUGCUCCACUGACAAUAAAGCUGCUUUUACCCUUUUUAUGGAUGGUGUGAGAGAGUUUGGUUUGCCUUCACGAGUUAGGUCCGAUAAAGGGGGUGAAAAUGUUGAUGUUGCCUGGUUCAUGCUUACACACCCAAGUCGAGGCCCUGAUCGUGGAAGCCAUAUCACUGGUUGAAGUGUACACAAUCAGCGCAUUGAAAGGAUGUGGAGAGACCUUUUCGCUGGCUGUACUCACCUUUUCUACGAGUUGUUUCACUUCAUGGAGGAAUGUGGCAUCUUAGAUGCAUCAAAUGAACAUCAUUUGGCUGCUCUUCAUUAUGUAUAUCAACCUAGAAUUAAUAGGAGCUUAGCAGAUUUUAAAUCAGGUCACAAUAAUGGGCCUAUUAGCAGUGAAGGUAAUCAAAGUCCUGAACAACUUUGGAUUAAUGGCAUGAUACGAAAUAGGAACCCUCAUGGGACAGUUGCAAGAGAGUUUGCAGAACAGGUAAAUGUAGUAAAUACAACAAGUCAUAUUAUUCUGUACAUGUAUAUAUUGAUUAAUUAAUAACACUUGUGUUAUCAAGAACAGUGCUGAGAAGUAAUAAUAAAUUAAUAGUAUUGCUUAUUAAUUAAGCAAUGGAGUAAAAUAACCCAAUUAUAUAUUCCAACUAAUUAAUUAAUUAACCAACUAAUCUUUACAUAACUGAUAACAAGUUUUCAUUAACCCAAAAUAUUUAUUUAUAAUCUGAGAAAUUAAUUGAUACAUGGUCGACUCUACAUUGGUUUGUAAAUAUAAAGGAAACAACAUUGGUUUGUAAAUAUAAAGGAAACUGGAGAAUAAUUAAUAUAUUAGCAAAAAAUCAUAGCUGAGUAUACACAUUAUAGACACCAAAUUUUCAAGAAAUUGUUAGAGUUUGUUCAUUAAUAAUAUAAUACAAAAAAACAACUUGAAAUCCACCCUUUAUUCAACAUAGACUAAUAAAGUAAAAACCACAUAUAGACAAUAUACACUAAUCAUGUGAUCAAUCACUGUCCUCUACAGCUAUGUACAAACAAAACAAAGAACAUACUUUAGUUAAUGCACUUAAAAAUGUCAAAUCAAUAUAAAAAUAUAAAAAUCUAAUUACUAAUUAAUCCUGAGUCUAAAUAGUAAUUCAUGCGAUUCCUGUCAUAUCUGGAGGCUGCUUCAUUUACUGUUCGGAGUACUCCGGACUUCCGGAACACCAAUUGAAUCGAACCAAUAACGGUCACAUGAAGUCCUGUUCUGACUGCCCCAACUCAAAAGCAGGGGCAGCCAGAACAGUCAUGUGACCGUCAGAAUAAUCAUGUGACCAUUAUUGGUUCGAUUUAUUAGUGUUCCGAAAAUCUGGAGUACUCCGAACAGUAAAUGAUGCAGCCCCUAAUGAAAGUUUCUUGAUAUAUUGCAGAUAAAUAUGGAUGACUUCGGUGUUGAUUGGGAUGGUCCUAUUCCUACCGACCUGAACAACGAUAAUCAUGUUGAGGUUCCAGAUACCAAUUUUCCACUUAAUAUGGAACAGCUGAAUGAACUUAGAGAAAUCAUAGACCCUCUUCGGCAUUCGCAAUACCAUGGGGUAGACAUUUACUUGGAAACUCUUCAGUUUAUUACCGAAAGAAUGUAA
Messenger RNA from Paramuricea clavata, 2938 nucleotides. The record is from the annotation of a GenBank genome assembly. NCBI's taxonomy places the organism in Eukaryota, Metazoa, Cnidaria, Anthozoa, Malacalcyonacea, Plexauridae.